CAUUUGAAUCAUCAUUACAUAAUCAACAUCAACUUUUGGUGUGUGUGUGUUUUAUUUUGUCGAAUUGAAUCAGCCGAAUAUAUUUUUCACCUAGCCAUCUCGUGUUCAGUGAAAAACAUCAAGGGGCGUAAAAAUAGGAGUGGCAAUAGGAGGUUCCAGCAAAUUAUCAUCAUCAUAUUGGUCAUUUUGAUUCAAACAACGACAAAGACGAUUCAAACAAACAAAAUCAUUAUCCAUUGAAGAUAUGUCGGCAUUAUCAUCAUCGAUAAUGGCGGCAAGAUCAAAGAUUCGGAUGUUGGUCGAUGAUAACGAUAACGACGAUAAUUUCAAUGAUGAUGAUGAUGACCAUAAUAAUAAUAACAACAACCAAAAUGAUAAUUCAAAGAAGAAGAUGAAGAUUAUCAAGAAUGAAGAAAAUAUUAUGAUAGCAGCAACACCACAAAUAGUAGUGGUAGAAUCUAAAGAACAAUACCACAAUAAAGAUAAAAAGAUAGAAGCAUUAAUCGAUGAACCAAAAGAAUCGUUAUCAAUGAAUUCUUCAUUAUCACCAAUGUCAUCAUCAUUGUUGUCGGCUUAUUCAUCUUUGAUCUUGACAGCUAGUCAAGCUUCUGCUAUUGAUGGUGUUGAUGAUCAAAAUGAUUAUGAUGAUGAGAGUAAAGAUCAAAGAAAUAAAUGCCGACAAUAUUUUAUUCAUGAAGAUCACCGAAAACAACAACAACAACAAGAUCAAAGUAAAAAUAUUAAACAACGACAACAACAACAACAGAAACCAUUUUCUUCAUUGAUCAAUGAAUCUUGUUGUAAUUGUAAAUAUAACGAUAAUAAAGGCGUUGAUGAAAAUAAAAAUGGUCGUGGCCAUUUAUCGUUGAACGAUAAUAAUAAUAAUGGUAAUGGUAAUGAUGAUGAUAAUAUCAAUGAUCAAUCAUCAAUGAUAAUUGCUGUUGUUGUUGUUGAUAGUGAACUAAAUCAAAUUCUUGUCGGAAUCGAAAUUCUGUAA
This is a messenger RNA of Dermatophagoides pteronyssinus (European house dust mite), 997 nucleotides long. RefSeq names its product palmitoleoyl-protein carboxylesterase notum (gene Notum). Gene Ontology annotation, molecular function: hydrolase activity. NCBI's taxonomy places the organism in Eukaryota, Metazoa, Arthropoda, Arachnida, Sarcoptiformes, Pyroglyphidae. The record is from RefSeq and is a predicted model, not a curated record.